UGAGCAUCUCAUUCUUCUAACGAUAUUUGCCAACUGUUUUGCACUUGCCAUCUAUACACCGUUCCCUGCUGGAGAUAUCAACACAACCAAUGAGAACCUGGAGAGGAUUGAGUAUAUCUUCCUGAUCAUCUUCACAUUAGAAGCCAUCUUGAAGAUCAUUGCCUAUGGCUUCCUUUUUCAUUCAGGAGCCUAUCUCAGAAAUGCCUGGAACUUCCUUGACUUUAUUAUUGUACUUAUAGGAGUUAUGAGCACCAUUCUUUCACUAAGUGGGGACAAAGGUACGUCACUAGAUGUGAAAGCACUACGCGCCUUCAGAGUCUUACGACCACUUCGUCUUGUCUCAGGGGUUCCAAGUUUACAGGUGGUUCUUAAUUCCAUAGUCCGUGCCAUGGUGCCACUUCUUCACAUAGCCCUUCUUGUUAUAUUUGUCAUUCUCAUCUAUGCUGUCAUUGGUCUGGAGUUGUUUAUAGGAAAGCUACAUAGUACGUGUUGGGUUGACGUCAACGGCAUACGAGAGUUUGCCCAAGAGUCUCCCAACCCAUGUGGCAGGCGGGGAUUUAAUUGUAGUGAGUUAGGGCGAGGAGCUUACUGCGACGAGUAUUGGGAAGGUCCCAACGCAGGCAUUACUAACUUUGAUAAUAUAGGCCUUGCUAUGCUGACUGUGUUCCAGUGUAUUACAAUGGAAGGAUGGACAGAUGUACUUUAUGAUAUUACAGAUGCAGUCGGGUCUGGCCCUUGGGCCUAUUUUGUUAGCCUCAUCAUAGUGGGGUCCUUCUUUGUACUUAACUUAGUCCUGGGUGUACUUAGUGGGGAGUUUUCUAAGGAGAGGGAGAAAGCCAAAGCACGCGGGGCCUUUCAGAAAUUCCGAGAGAAGAAACAGAUUGAAGAGGAUCUAAGGGGAUAUCUGGACUGGAUCAUGCAAGCAGAAGACAUUGAUCCAGACACAGAGACGGAGCGGCACGGGGAGCCACCCAAACACGUACUCUGGAAGAGACUAGGCACUCUUAAUACUAAAGUUCCCAAGCCGAUGAGCGAGUCGGAUUCCUCAGAGAAAUCGGAAGAGCUUGGAAGCGGGGACCUCCCGAUGCAGUCAUGGGUGCAGAGGAAGAAGCAUCAAUUGAGGCGAUGGAAUCGUCGAUGUAGGAGGAUGUGUCGACAAGCCGUCAAAUCCCAAGCAUUCUACUGGAUUGUUAUCAUCAUGGUGUUCCUUAAUACAAUCAUCCUAGCCUCGGAGCAUUAUGACCAACCUAAAUGGCUAGAGGGCUUCCAAGAUAUUGGCAACUUCCUCUUUGUUGUCAUCUUUACUGUUGAGAUGAUCAUCAAGAUGUAUAGUCUCGGUUUCCAGGGUUACUUUGUCUCGCUCUUCAAUCGUUUUGAUUGCUUCGUUGUGUGCAGCAGCCUACUAGAGGUGGUCUUAAUGUAUGCAGAAGUCAUCCAACUUGGGAUUAGUGUGUUACGCUGCGUCAGAUUACUUCGGGUCUUCAAAGUCACUAGAUAUUGGGCAUCACUUCGUAACCUGGUAGCAUCUCUACUCAACAGUAUGCGCUCUAUCGCCAGCCUGCUUCUCCUGCUCUUUCUCUUCAUCCUCAUCUUUGCUCUUCUUGGGAUGCAACUCUUCGGCGGCCGUUUCAACUUCGCCGAUACCAAGGAGAAACCUCGUAGUAACUUUGAUAACUUCUGGCAGUCGCUGUUCACUGUGUUCCAGAUUCUGACUGGUGAAGAUUGGAAUGUUGUGAUGUACGACGGUAUCAGAGCGUAUGGCGGAGUCCAAUCUAUGGGUAUUGUGGCAAGCGUCUACUUUAUGAUCCUCUAUAUCUGCGGAAACUACAUCUUACUGAAUGUCUUCUUGGCCAUCGCUGUGGAUAACCUUGCCGAUGCGGAGAGUCUGACAGCCUUAGAGAAAGAGAAAGAGGAGGAGAAGAGAAACAAGUCGAUAAGACGAGCCAACCAGCUGGAUCUAUCCAAGCAGCUGCCUCCAGGAGUGGAUCCCAAGGGAGUCAUUCGGGGACCCAAGAGGUUGCAAGAAAAACGGAAAGCACUGAAUAAAGAGACUCCAUCCCCGGCUGCAAAUAACCACAAGGCAUCAGAAGAUGGUGAAAAGCAACUUAACAACGAUGAUGAUGAGGCAAAGAAAGCUCUUAAAGAACCUGGGGAGGACGAUGAAGAUGAGGAUGAAGAAGAAGAAACUGUGACGACUCAAUCAGCCAGGCCAAGACGUCUGUCUGAGAUUGACUUACGGAGUAAGAAGCAACCGAUGCCUAAGGAGAGCUCACUCUUUAUGUUCAGUUCGGAUAACAGAUUCCGUCAAGCUUGUUUCUACAUCGUGAACCAUAGCUACUUCUCAAACACAGUACUGGUUCUCAUCUUAGUCAGUAGUGGUAUGCUGGCUGCGGAAGACCCCAGAGGUAUCAACAAAAACUUAAAUAGGAUUUUAAAUUAUUUUGACUAUGGCUUCACAAUUAUUUUCACGGUAGAGAUUCUUUUAAAGGUCAUUUCCUACGGGCUAGUUAUUCACACAAGUGCCUUCUGUCGUAAUUCGUUCAAUCUACUCGAUAUGUUAGUCGUCACAGUUUCAUAUGUCUCCAUCGCUCUUCGAGCACAGCAGAAUGGCCAAGCUAUAUCAGCCGUGAAAAUCUUAAGAGUUCUAAGAGUGCUACGACCUCUCAGGGCCAUUAACAGAGCAAAGGGUUUAAAGCAUGUGGUUCAGUGUGUGUUUGUUGCUAUUAAGACGAUUGGUAAUAUCAUGAUGGUAAUGUUCCUUCUGGUCUUCAUGUUUGCUUGUAUCGGCGUUCAGCUGUUUAACGGCAAGUUUUCAUCAUGUACAGACGCUUCAAAGAUGACUAAGGAACAAUGCCAAGGUGAAUUCAUAGUGUACAAAGAUGGCAACUACUUACAACCACAAGUACAGGAUCGAAAUUGGACUUUAAAUGACUUCAACUUCAACAACGUGGCCAGUGGAAUGUUGGCGCUGUUUACCAUCUCAACCUUCGAAGGAUGGCCAAAGUUAUUGUACGUUGCCGUCGAUGCCAGUAAGAGUGGUAGAGGACCGAUCAGGAAUAAUCAACUGGGCGUGGCCAUCUUUUUCUUCAUCUACAUCAUCGUUAUAGCCUUCUUUAUGGUCAACAUCUUCGUUGGUUUCGUCAUCGUCACCUUCCAGAACGAAGGAGAACAGGAGUUCAAGAAUUGUGAGCUGGACAAAAAUCAGCGUCAGUGCCUAGAAUUUGCUCUCAAAGCCAAGCCGGGCCGCAAGUACAUUCCAAAGAAUUCAAAGCAGUUGAAAGUGUGGAAAAUAGUGACGUCGAGACCGUUUGAGUAUUUGAUAUUUGUGCUCAUCAUGAUGAACACUAUUGUACUAGCCAUGAAGUACUACAAUCAGCCAGAUAACUAUUCUGAAGUCUUAGAUAGAGUCAACAUAGUGUUCACAGCCAUCUUCUUAGUGGAAUGUAUACUUAAGAUAACUGCCUUCAAGUUAAAGAAUUAUGUACGAGAUUUAUGGAACUUAUUUGAUUUUGUGAUUGUCAUCGGUAGCAUCAUAGAUAUAAUUAUUUCGGAAGUAAAUACGGCUUCACAAAUGGGGACUGACAAUCGGUUUAGUAUCAACUUUUUCCGAUUGUUCCGAGUGAUGAGACUGGUCAAGUUGCUGAGCAAGGGAGAAGGCAUUCGAACCUUGCUGUGGACAUUUAUCAAGUCCUUCCAGGCACUUCCCUAUGUGGCCCUAUUAAUAGUCAUGCUAUUCUUUGUCUACGCAGUCAUUGGUAUGCAGAUGUUUGGUAAGAUUCAAACAACGCGAGAUGGACCUCUAAAUAGAAACAACAACUUCCAGACGUUUGUUGCAGCUCUUUUAGUACUUUUCAGAUCAGCCACGGGUGAGGCAUGGCAAGAGAUUAUGUUAGCAUGCGCAGACUCGCCUUCAGCAAAAUGCUACGUGGGAGAGGACGAAGUGGACGAGGGUUCGAAAUGUGGAACGGACUUUGCCUACUUUUACUUCUUGACCUUCUACAGUCUCUGCUCAUUUCUGAUCAUCAAUUUAUUUGUGGCGGUCAUCAUGGAUAAUUUUGACUACCUGACUCGUGAUUGGUCCAUUCUCGGGCCCCAUCACUUGGACGAGUUUGUUCGUAACUGGGCGGAGUACGACCCAGAGGCAACGGGUAAGAUUAAACAUCUAGAUGUGGUAGCAUUGCUGAGACAGAUUUCUCCUCCACUGGGCUUUGGGAAGCUCUGCCCGUAUAGAAUAGCAUGCAAGAGAUUGGUCUCGAUGAACAUGCCUCUGAACAAAGAUGGUACAGUCAUGUUUAAUGCAACACUCUUUGCUCUUAUCAGGACUUCUCUCAAGAUCAAAACUGAGGGGAACAUUGACAAGGCAAAUGAGGAAUUGAGAUCAGUGAUUAGGAAGAUAUGGAAGAGAACGAGCACUAAGAUGCUCGACCGUGUAGUUCCCCCUGCUGGAGCUGAAGAUGACGUGACUGUGGGUAAAUUCUAUGCAACAUUUCUGAUUCAGGAUUAUUUUCGGCGUUUCAAGAAAAGGAAACACGACAUGCUCAAGAUGCAAGGGCAUGAGCAGGGCACCGUGGCACUCCAGGCUGGUCUGAGAACGCUCCAAGAAAUAGGACCUCAGAUUAAGAGAGCCAUCUCUGGUAACUUGGAAGAGAUGGAUGAUGAAGUCAGUGAAGCUGUGGAGCUAGAUGAACCAUCACAUCGGAGGAGUCAUUCACUAUUUGGCAACAUGCUCCACCACAUGUAUCACAAUCGCCGUCAAUCCGCCCCGAUGACCAACUCACAUCCUCCAAAUCUCCCCCUAACGAACAACCUCCAAGUGUCUCCAUCCAAUACACAUCGAAAGCUGUCGCCGGCUAACUCCUUAAAUAGUUAUAGUUACACCCCACGUAGUCGUUCUCCCUAUAGUGUGUCAUCGGGAGGAGGAUCAUUCCGUGGAGGUCGGUCACCACAGACCGGUAACUCACUGCACGUAUCGUCACCAAACUCAACGGGUUUCUCACCGGUCGGUUCUCAGCGCUACUCGCCUAAUAAUAUGACUAAUAGGAAUCAUAGACACAGCUCCACAACAAGUAGAGAGGGCACCCAGCCCCUUCUAUCUGAAGAGGAUUCUCGAGCAGACCAACCAUACCGUAACAGUAUAGACGAUCCAAACUAUGGAACGCUCAGUCAGGGACUCAACCAGGGACGAGCAGAUAGCAUCAGUGAGUCUAGAGAGCCGUACCAGGAUCCAUACAGGGAACCGUACAGGGAUUACAGCCGAUUUCCUUCGACUUUCUCUCGGAUAAAACGAAGGCUGAGAGAGCCUCCACCGAAACUCACCACGGAAUGCUACGAGGAUGAAUCCGACAUCGAAGACGAUGCAUCGUCAGACAACUCCCACACUCCCACCUACCCUCUCCUGAGCCACGAACACACCCCAUCUCCUUCACGGAGCUCUUCCGGUUCAAGAAGUAUCAGCGCCUCACCUCAGACCUCCUCCCUGGUGCCGGCUGAUUUUGCUGUCUCCGAUUACCCGGUCGCCGAGUACCACGGUGACGACUCUAGUCUUCCAGUAGGUGAUUGCGAUAGUUUCAGAAGCUACCCGAUGCAGCGUAGAAUACCCUCGUUGACGCAUAAGACGUCGGGGUCUUCGCUUCUCUCGGCCUGUGUUGGGAAGCCGCAGGACAUCAGGCCGGCUUCGGAGAGAAAGACGGCGGUCCCGUUGAAGCUGGCACAAGCACAGGUGAUGGCCGUAGCGGGUAUGACACCAGAGGGUAAACCUCGAGACGAUGGUAGACCAAGUCUCUGGCUAACACCGCCCUCCUCUCCAAGGCGUGUCCGUUCCUCGUACCACACUCCGACCCCGCCUCGUGGGCGAGCACUAGGGAGUGGUAACCUCAUGCCUACUGAUAACAAUAACACAAAAGAACCAUUGGCACAACGUCAUUCGACUGGAGAGAUUGGAACGUCUCGGGAUCCAUCGUCGGCGUUCUUUAAGGCGUUGACGAAACCCAAAGUGCGUCAGCCGCUGAUACCCAAGGGUCAGAAGUCGAUUUCGAGUCAGAUGGAGAGUGUUGAGGGAAGUGCAGAGAGUCUAGUAGCACAGGUACUAGAAGAAGAAGGCAUCUCUCCCAUUCACGAUCGCGACCUCAUCACCACUGUCAAACGAGAACUUGCCGAAGCCUGCGACAUGACACACAUUGAAAUAGACGAAGCCGCCCAUAAACUCAUACAAGCCAACCAGGGUGAAACGCCACUGCCCUACUUCGACCACCUCAGUGGUUAUGAGCUCCAGGACUAUACGCAGCGAUCCUCUCCUCACGAACGCACCCCGCUGGGCGAGGGCAGGCUUCACCUCGACAGUGAAAGUAGCGAACCAGAGUCUGAGGACGAGAAGCCCAUAGCAACUGACCCUGAGCAGGACAUGGUUUAUGUCACAACUCUCUAGCAGGCAUGUUAGAUUUUGACAUGCCUCUUAAAUUAACAAGAUGUAAUAUAUUUCUUCAUAGAUUCCACUCUUCACAGAUCAGUUUUUUUGUAUUUAAUGCAAUUUAUGUUUUUUUUUACAACUCAAAAAGACUUGGAGAGCUAUUUGUGGAAGAGAACUUUACGUUUUAUCGCAAGGAUUUUUAUCAUGUUCCGUUGUUUCUUAUUGGAAUCAGUGUUAUCGGCGUCCUGUCUGAAGUUAUACUGGGAAACAUCAUUCUACUUCUUCCUUCAGGAGGGUCGACAAAACUAAAUUUUCAUAGGCAGUGACUUAUUUGUAGCUGUCAAUAUUCAGACCCUAUGGACUAUAUUUAAAAAACAACUUCGCUAUAAAAGUGGAUAGUCUCCAACAUCCUUCGGAUUUAUCAUCAUGUGAUCAUUCAUGUUGCCCGUCUUCUUUGAUAAAUUACAUAGAGUUUGUGGAAGUUGCAAGAAAAUUUCUCAAAGUUACCUACGCUAGAAACUCUCUACCAACUUGGCUGCCUCGUGGGACCAUCAACAUUUCUUUGAUCACUUAUAGGAGAAUACACCAAGACACUUCUCCAACGUGGUUGUGUGUAGCCAUCACUACCAAGACACUUCUCAAGAACCGUGGUUGUGUGUAGCUUUCACUACUGAUGAGACACUCCAAAAGAACCAUGGUUGUGUGUGGUCCUUACUACCAAACACUCCAAAAGAACCAUGGUUGUGUGUGGUCAUUACUACCAAGUCACUUCUCAAGAACUGUGUUUGUAUGUAGCCAUCACUAUCAAGCACUCCAAAAGACACGUGGUUGUGUGUAGCCUUCACUAGCAAGACACUCCCCAAGAACUGUGGUUGUGUGUAGCUAUCACUCCUAUAACACUCCUCAAGGACUGUGGUUGUGUGUAGCCUUCACUAGCAAUACAUGCCCACAUCCUCAAGAACUGUGGUUGUGUGAAGCUAUCACUCCUAAGACACUACCCAAGAACUGUGGUUGUGUGUAGCUAUCACUAGCAAGACACUCACCAAGAACUGUGGUUGUGUGUAGCUAUCACUCCUAAGACACUCCUCAAGGACUGUGGUUGUGUGUAGCCUUCACAAGCAAGACACUCCUCAAGAACUGUGGUUGUGUGUAGCUAGCACUCCUAAGACACUCCUCAAGGACUGUGGUUGUGUGUAGCCUUCACAAGCAAGACACUCCCCAAGAACUGUGGUUGUGUGUAGCUAUCACUCCUAAGACAUUACUCAAGGACUGUGGUUGUGUGUAGCCUUCACUAGCAAGACACUCCCCAAUAACUGUGCUCUUAUGUAGCAUCACUACUAUAAAUGCAUGGGUUAAAGUGAUUAAUGUUGGAAGGGUACAAUUCAUGGCAUCCAUUUUGGUGAGCAUUUUAUGGCAGAAGAUAUGCCCAAUAUUUACUCAUUUUUUAAGACAAUGGCUUAAUACCAUUGUAUCUCAACCAUGUUGAAUGAACCAAGUUCCUCAUGUAGGUUGAUAAACAAACAAGAACGUCCUCUAAAGAAAUAUUUGCUGACAUUGUCGUUGAUUAAAAAAUUUUAAAAAUGACAGCAUUUGAAACAGUUCCCAGGAUGUUAUAGCAUCCCUUAACAGUUGAAUGCUAAUUAAGUUUUCAACGAGUUAUUAAUUGGUGCAAUUUCUGAUUUUUUCUUAUUUCACACUUACACAUUGAAUGUUUUAUAAUAAGUCAGACGUGAGAGCUUCUUUCUAAAUUUCUUUCUCGGUGUGAAACUUUUCAUUCUUAAAUCGUCAGUAAACAAUGACUUCAGAAGAGUGAGAUCAUUGCUGUGGUAGUGUAUUAUAGAUUCAUGAGUUCACUCUUUUCUGUUCACUUUUCACUCACUUAAUUAGCAGAGCUAAUACACUGGUGCCUCUAACAGUGUUCAUUCCACGGUUUUAAAUAUAUAUAUAUUAUUAUAUCAAAUUUUAUCAAAACCAUUUUUGUAUCUGAUAACUGGGGAGUAUUUCUGGCUGUAUCAAAAUGUUUAGUCAUGUUGGCUUGUGUCUUUCUGUAUAUAAAUAGGGAACGUUGGAAUAGACGUGUAGGCCGACUAGAUAUUUGAUAUUAUUGUUGAGUAUUGCUUUCGGCAUUUUGUUUGUGUCACUAUGUGUCUAUACGAUGGAUUAUUUUAAACAGUAUGCUCCAAUCACAUUCAUUCGUUCCACAGAAAGUGUUUCCUCAUGCACGGUAUAGUGUGUUCGGGGGCGGAGUCUGAAUUUCAGAGGGGGGGACUCUCUCGAGAAGAUUGCUUUCUUGGGCUUUUAUCGGGUUUUUUACAGUACUAUCUUGAUUCAACAUAGCUCUGUGAAGAUGUUUCUUUAUGGGGGAGGGGUUCUAUUUUGAAAAGUUGUCAGCUUUCUUGCCUUAAUUUGUACCACUCAAUUGGUAAUUUAUGUAUCAUAACAAAAGAUAUUUGCUACAUUUGUUUGGUUUAAUCACACACUCACAAAUCCAAACUAGGCACAAUAAUGAGCAUUUCAUGUUUUUUUUCUAGCUUCCGAAAUAUUAAUCUUCAAUUCUUGUGGUUAACUUUGCAUAUUUCCCUGACUUUCAUUUGUAAACCUUUGUAAAACUGUAGUCUUGGUCACUGUGAUACAGCCCAUAUUGAGGCAAUGUAUAAACAAAAGGCUGGUGCCUGUGACAUGGCAUUCAGCUCCACAGCAAUUAUCAGUAAUUGAGCGGGGAAGGUGACCAGUGUGGCUGCAAUUGUUUGAUAUUUUUGUUUCACCACUUUUGAUGUUAAUCUGUAACAAUUGUAAAACAUUGUCUAUGUGUGUGUGUGUGUGUGUCAUGUAACAUUGUGUCUACUAUAAACUGUAUAAUAUAACUUGGACAAAUAUCACAGCUUUCUUAACAUAAACCAAAAUGAAAAACACAAAAUAUGAACUAUUUUAUAAAUGAAGAAGACUAUUUAUUUAUUGCUUAUAAAAUUUGGUGAGAUAUCCGGCUUUUUUGCAUGGUUGUUUAGUGAAGCAAUUUUGGGGUGCUCUAUUAGAAGCGUCAGCAUGUAGGCCUACAGAGAUUGUACAGUCAGUUUACUUUCUGUUUCUUGGUUGAUUUUCCUCCAAAAUACUCCAUGAAAGAGUUUUGACUGAAGGUCGCGGAGGUCGGACAAAGGAAGAAUAGUCUUUUCAUUAUUCUAUGAACAAUUUCCCACAAGUCAAUAAUCAAGUCAAUAGUCUUUGUGAAAGGUAUUUCGGGUGACCGAAAAUCGGUUUGUUGAAAGGAUUUAUAGUACUUAUUAAAACUAUAGUGCAAUCUUUCAAAAGAAAAGAUACGGGUGUGCAAUACUUGAUGUGCUUUCAAAAAUGGUAAUACAUGUAGAUACCUCUUUUUUUGAGGCGAUCUGUUAUCAUAGUCAAACAUUAAUAUAACAACAAAAUCGAUACAGUUAAAAAUUCAGAUGAACGUGUCAUUGAUAAAGAUAUUGCUUCACUGUUCCCUAUGGCACAUCACACAGGAAGGUUAACCAAUUUACGUAGUACCAGCGUAUAUUACGACCUCGAACCUGGGGCUGUUUUUGACGCUAGAAAGACGACCACUCACGAAGUGGGGAUUUAUAACUCGUGUUCCCCUCAGAGCAUGCAUGUGCGUCUUUGUACAUGAAGCACAUCACAUGAUUGGUUCUCGACCAAUAAAAAUUCACAAUCUAUAACCGCGGUAUAUAACAAGAAAAAGGGAUGAUGGACAUUCAGUGCUUGUGGGAAAAAGUCUGUCUUAUUAUUUUGAUACAUUCACUUUAAAGUUGUUUUGCAACUGGAGCUAAAUUCAAUCAAGAAUUGGUUCUUUAUAUUUUGCAAAAUAAUUCAACAAUGAAUUUAACGUAUUACAGCAAUAUCAUAUUUUUCUUUAUUUUCUUUACUAUGAAACAUAGUGGAAUCAACCAAAUGAUGUUUGAGAGCUUUUGAGAAUCUUGUGAAAUAUUUUACUACAUGUUUAUUUGUUCCUUUUCUAUUAUACACUUUGUGCAGUUUGUAACAUCGUCUUUUAUUUCAAAACGAUUUCAAUGUUUCAGUUUUCGAUGAUUUGAUGAAUACAUUUUCUUUCCGAAGCUAAUUGCUGUUGGUACUGGUGCCCCUUCAAAACUUUCCCAUCGACUUUCCAAUAAAAGUGCCAUUUUCAAAAUCAAAAUGGCCUUGCCCGCUCAAAGCUGAAAUGACAGGCCUGCUUAGAUUGAAUUAGUCACAAUAUUGGUUAUAAAUUAUUGUACAGACCACCCCCACACAUCCGCCUCACCCCCUCCCCAAAUGUAUUCAGGCAUAAGAAUUCAAUAUUGUAAUACCGACCCACACCCAUGAUCCAAAUGUAUAAAAAAUUCAAUAUUGUAUCAAAAUACCAGAAUGUUUUCUUGAAAUGGAAACAUUAAUCUGAGACUCAUUUUUUUCUUGUAAUUUAUUGCCGUGGGUAAAGUGCCAAUUUGAUGUCAUACUCCCCUUAAAUGUGCAAUGUUGACGAUAGAUGAAUAAUUUGCAGCAGAGAUAUAAGGCAGUGUGUAUAAACAAAGUAUAUUAUAUAUAAGACAGGUUGGAAAAUCAAUCAAUCGGAUAUUGAAUUGUUGUAAUUAUCCAUAAAGUUAAACAAUUCUGAGCUGGUCUCACAGAAGUGUUCUCAAAAUGAGAUUAUCAGAACUAUUGCCUAUCGUCAAAGGGAGAAGAAAACACUUUAAAGGAAUAUUACAGAAUUGGUUUUUGCUAACAGUUGCUGGCAUUGUAUGCACUUUAUGUAGUCCACCAUAUACAUAAACUGACAAACCUGUAGAAGUGAGAUCGAUUGGCCAUCUGGGUUACAAAAAAAUUGUGGAAAAAUUAUUUACACAUUUUGCAUGACAUCGAUAAACAGCAAAAUUAUCAACUUGCUCACUGAGCGAUAAACUCCAAACAGGAAACUAGUUUUAUUUGUUUCUCAUCAAAGAUGAUAUUUCAUACAGAAAUAUUUCAAGGGAUGUAUUCUACUAUCAUCAUUCGACCGUGUAAUAGUUGUAAAUCCUUGAUCUUAGACAAGUUUUUUUCUUACCAAUUCUGUAAUGUUCCUUUAAAGCAAAGGAAUUGACUCACGCCAUUAAGUGCCCUAGACUGCAACAUGUAAUGUACUCACAUGUUUAAAAAAAAAAAGCUAUAUUUCUUGUAGCACUCUUAAUGUGUAUUCUAAAGCUUUAUAACCAAGUUAUUCAUGUUGUCUUGUGGAUGUAUGAAAACUAUAUCAAAAAAAUCAGCUGUGUUUAUAUCAUAGUAUGCUCAUCAACUUCUUGUUUACACUUCACACCAAAAAGCAACAAAAAACAAAUAUUUUCCUAAAAGUUGAAACGUGAAUUUUACAUAUGUUAAACAGUGGCAGGCCCAAAUAUUAAAUCCUUACCAUCUCAUAUUCCCUCUUAGCAAAGUUAGCAAAAUACUCCCAUUGUUCAGGAAGCUCCUACUAUUUCUUCCAGUUCCACACCCACCUUAGAACUGUUUUGUCUUCAGACUCGACGGGAUUGUCAAGUACAACCCAUUAUACCCCACAAAUUGGAGUAUAUUUUUUGACUAUUUUGUAAUUAAUAUUUUUGGACCAAAUAUUAUGUGUGGGUGUGUCUUCAAGAUUGUUAUAUUAUUAUUGGCUCUGAACUGUAGCUUUUGAUUACAUACAUAGCCCAAUAAUCCCUUUCUAUUGCCGAUAAACAAACCGGGCUGGCAAGAGCAUGGAUGGCCGAAUGUUUAUUAAACAUUCAAGACAUUUCUUGCAAAUUUAACAGUGAAAAAAAAAAUAAAAAAAUGUUGCUUUGCUUCCAUCAAACUCAACACUACUUUUGAAUAUUUUGUGUAACAUUUGUUACAAACUGUGGCUAACUGUUUUUGCUUUGGGCAUUUAUGGCUUCCCAUAGACAAGCUUCCCAACCUUGGUUGGCCAAACUUGGGCUGCGCGUCUAUAGCUCAUUCAUAUAUGCAUUCUUAACUGAACUGUGAUCGGCCCCUAUGCCAAAAUCAGGUAGUUCUCAGAAAUGAAAGACAUGAAGAAGAAAAAAUUCUGUCAUUAUAUUAAUGACCUUCAGAAAAAAAAUUUGUUAAAAAAAUAAUAAUAAAGACUAACGAACACCCGGUUUUCAGAAUGGGAAAGAUGACUCUUGAGGGUGCUUUUGUGACCCGUUUUGGGGGGUCGCCAUUUGAAAAAAAAAGUAAAAGAUUGUGUCCAUAUAAGUUACUGGGUAAUUAUCUGAGAUACAUACUUACAUCAAUAACAACUAUAUUAGGUGUUAUUUGAAUGUUCCUAUUCACAUUAAAUUUUGUGUGAUGAGCAAAUUAACCCAGUUUGGAAUUUUUGUCAGAAAGUGCCAGGUUUUCGUAAGAAGUGUCACAUAGGCCUAUGAGCCAAGUUUUUUAGUAACAAAAAGAAAUCAGAAAGAUGGCAUCAGACAAUGAGUUUUGUGAUGUUUUGAGGUUUUCUAUAUUUCCGAACCCGUCAGGGACAAACCAUGAACAUAUUGAAGCAGCUCUUGGGAUGAUAUAUUGUUUUUUAUUUGUCAACACGCACCAGGCUCAUUCUCAAACUGGUCUUGUUUCUAUCAAUUUGUGUUCUGUAUUUAAAUUUCAAAUGUAAAUACAUGAACAUUUUACAAGAACUUGGCUUUUACAAUCACUUCCUUUUCAAAACACUUGUUGACAACUAUCAUCACGAUCCCACUUACCAGCUUUGUUAUUAAACUGUUCCUUUUGUUUAACAAAAUGUAUGCAAAUCAUUGGAGUCACAACCCUAUUGUAAAUGUAUGUAUAAUGUUGAGAGAAUGAAAAUAGGGGCCUAUAAAUACUAACACUGAUCUUUUAUGUUGUCUGAAUAUUCACAUUUUAACACUUGCUAUUUAUAUAUACGCAUCAUUCUUUGUGGAAAUAAAAAAGUACUUUUGAAAAGUGUAAUUAUUUGAAAGAAAAAGGCAUUUAUAUAUCCUAGAUUUUUCUAUAUGGUAGAUAACAUUGCGUUGAUUGUAUUUACACUAUCCCCUGUACCAUAGCCCAUGGACUGUUUGAAUAAAACAAGAAAUGUAACAUAUUCAACAUA
Molecule: messenger RNA, 13472 nt
Organism: Asterias rubens (European starfish)
Lineage: Eukaryota; Metazoa; Echinodermata; Asteroidea; Forcipulatida; Asteriidae
Product: voltage-dependent L-type calcium channel subunit alpha-1D-like
Exons: 46
Coding region: 245-6424 (2059 amino acids)
Biological process (GO): calcium ion import across plasma membrane
Cellular component (GO): voltage-gated calcium channel complex; membrane
Molecular function (GO): high voltage-gated calcium channel activity
Source: RefSeq, a predicted model, not a curated record